CCUUUUGAACACCAUGCUCGCGGCGGCCACUUCUUUCUUUGCUCGCACCGCAAUUUCUCAAUCGUAUAACUUUGGAGACCCCUCAGCAACAGGAAGCAGAUCGUCCACACCUGGUCCAGCUUCCACCUCGAAUUCACCUCAAACUUUGUCUGUCUCGCUGCAUAUCGGCCUAUGGAAGGUGCAAGGUGCCUACCACAAAGUUACUAACAAACGGGUAGCAGUAUGGAGUUUCGAUAAACGCGGGCCUGAGACGGAGAGGUUGGGUCCACUGUCAAAGGAGAGGAUACUGGAGGUGCUAAAAGGAGAGGCAUCAGCACUUGGUCGCUUGCGGCAUCCAUCCAUCCUCGAAAUGGUCGAACCGCUCGAAGAAACACGAAGCGAGCUCAUAUUUGCGACAGAACCCAUUCUCUCGUCGCUGGAUAUGUCGAUUCCUGGUAGCUCGCGAUUCAGACCGUGGGUGGAGCUUGACGAGGUUGAGAUUCAAAAGGGCAUCUUGCAGAUCUGCAAAGGCCUCUCCUUCCUUCAUACGUCGGCACAGCUAAUACACUCAAACAUAUGUCCAGAAAGCAUUAUCAUCAAUAGUGCAGGUGAUUGGAAGAUAUCCGGUUUGGGCCUCACUAUUCCGCUCCUUCAACUCAACGGUUCUCCGACGCGGUGGGAGUUUCCGACCUUCGAUGGACGUGUACCGUCGUACAUACAGCGUUCCUUUGAUUAUAUGGCCCCGGAGUAUGCCUUGGAUGAAGUCCUGAUAACUGCGUCCGACAUGUUUUCUCUCGGCGUUGUGCUCUACGCGGUGCAUUGCAAGGGACAGACGCCAUUUCAAACUCAUGGUAGUCUAGCAGGGUUAAGAGAGAAUGCUGGACGAGCUCUUCCAGGCAUGGAGAGACUCGAUGAUGACUUGAAAGGUCUUCUUCGUUCCCUAAUAACGCGUCACUCAAAUAACAGACCGACCCCGACAACGCUUCCUUCUCAUCCGUUUUUCUCCUCUCUACCCAUAUCAACAUUAAACUUUUUGGAUCGAUCUAAUUUUACAGCGAAGACCAGGGAGGAGAAAGUCGGCUUCAUGAAGGGUCUGACAGGUGUUUUGGACAAGUUCUCAGAAGGUCUCCGGACGAGAAAGAUGCUGCCUUCUCUUCUUGAAGAGAUGAAAGACACGCAUCUACUGCCGUAUAUCCUUCCGAAUGUGUUUGCCAUAGCAACUGCGCUCUCAGCUCCUCAGUUUGCCUCCAUGGUCCUACCGAGUCUCAAGCCUUUGUUCGCCGUCAAGGAGCCUCCGCAGAACAUGCUUACUUUACUGGACAAUCUUUCCAUGCUGCAAGGCAAAACUGACAAGUCUGUCUUUCGAGGAGAGGUUCUGCCAUUGGUUUAUAAUGCUCUAGAAUCAGAGCAUGCUAUCGUCCAAGAGCGUGCUUUAAAGAUAAUCCCGGAUUUGUGUGACACCAUUGACUACGCCGAGGUACAAGGCGUAAUGUUUCCAAGAGUUGCCCUUGUCUUCAGUAAGACGAGGAUACUCACUGUAAAAGUUGCUACUUUGGAGACUUUCUUGGCGAUGGUGAAGACGUUAGAUCAGACAAGCCUGACCCAGAAACUCGUUCCCUUAUUAUCAAAAAUUCGCACCAAAGAGCCGGCUGUGAUGACAGCAACCUUGGCGGUUCAAGAAGCAAUGGGCUUCAAAGUGGAUAGAGAAGCUGUUGCCACUCUGGUGCUUCCCCAGCUCUGGGCAAUGUCCAUGGGUCCACUCCUGAACGUCGAGCAGUUUCAACGUUUCAUGGAUGUCAUCAAGAGAUUAGGUGAUCGAGUGGAGAAGGAGCAUAAUCAGUUCCUUCGUGAUUCACAGAGACUGGAGGAUAGAUCAGGUGUAGCCGUCAACGGAAAUGGUACCAACCCUCAUAGUUUUGCUGGUGCUGUCGACUUUGAAAGCCUCGUUGGAGGAGCAGGCGCAGCUGCUCCCACUGGCACAAGCACAAGCACAAAGAAACAGAGCAGCAAUGCCUCUUGGGACGAUGAUGUUUGGGGUAGCAUUUUCAGUGACGAAACGUCUGGAACACAUAGUCCUGCCCUAUCGCCAGCGGCGCCUCCUCCGCAAGCUACCUUACCUGCUUCACCUUCUUCACCUAGGACCAUACAAGGAAGUCGGCUGGGUGCAAAAUCAAUUCCGGCGGCUUCUUUCAGUUCCGCCUCCUUCCCUUCACCGCCGUCUAACCGAUCCUUUUCGAAUCCUCUGCGGCCCACGAACACGGGCGGUUUUCCGCCAUCGCCCCAACCUCAAAAGCCAAAUUACAACAUCUCGCUUUCCACAUCCACCAUGUCUCCUAUGCGGCCCACGAACACCGGUGGCUUCCCACCACCAGCACAACCACAGAAACCUAAUUAUAACAUACAAUUCUCUACUCCAGCUCCUACGAUGAGCGCAUUACAGAAUCCCAUUCUUCCCGCAUCUUCACCGCCACCAUCACUGUUCCCUACACAAACCCCAGCGAUGUUGACUCCACUAAACCCUACAAUGACCAUGGGCAACAUACUUGCACCUUCCAAACCCGCCCAACCAUCCUGGAGUACCUCAGACUCCAAGUCGAACAUUGAUUGGGGUGAUUUUGAUCCAUUAACAUAGUCGUAAUGAGGUAGCAUGCUGUUAUGUAAUUUAUUUAUACAGGAUUAUUUUAGGUUUCUUUCUAUCUUGAUAUCUCCCAAUUUACGAACGUGAGAUGCAGAAACUAUGGUGUCUGUUCCUCCUUCAAAUGUGUCGUGUUCGUCUGGUAUACUGGCAGGAUCCACUUCGUAGCCAAGCAAGGCCUUCAGAAUGACGAGUGCGCCGGACUUUGAACAGACCUUGUUGCCUUCUGUGCAUGAGGGACUUUGUACAC
This is a messenger RNA of Guyanagaster necrorhizus, 2864 nucleotides long. RefSeq names its product other/SCY1 protein kinase. Gene Ontology annotation, molecular function: protein kinase activity; ATP binding. The transcript is spliced from 15 exons. Gene Ontology annotation, biological process: protein phosphorylation. The record is from RefSeq and is a predicted model, not a curated record. The coding region runs from base 14 to 2611 and encodes 865 amino acids. Lineage: Eukaryota; Fungi; Basidiomycota; Agaricomycetes; Agaricales; Physalacriaceae.